CCUCUCAUCUCUCCCAAGUUUACAGCCAUUUUCCUAGGGUUUCAUCAGGUAGCAUAAGAUGGCAGACGGUGAAGACAUUCAGCCACUUGUGUGUGAUAAUGGAACCGGAAUGGUUAAGGCUGGAUUUGCGGGAGAUGAUGCUCCAAGGGCUGUGUUCCCAAGUAUUGUCGGCCGUCCUCGUCACACUGGUGUGAUGGUUGGAAUGGGCCAAAAAGAUGCAUAUGUCGGAGACGAGGCUCAAUCCAAGAGAGGUAUAUUGACUCUAAAGUACCCGAUUGAACAUGGUAUUGUCAGCAACUGGGAUGACAUGGAGAAAAUUUGGCAUCACACUUUCUACAAUGAGCUCCGUGUUGCUCCAGAAGAGCAUCCGGUUCUCCUUACUGAAGCACCUUUGAACCCUAAGGCCAAUCGUGAGAAGAUGACCCAAAUCAUGUUCGAGACAUUCAAUACCCCUGCUAUGUAUGUUGCCAUCCAAGCUGUUCUUUCUCUGUAUGCCAGUGGUCGUACAACUGGUAUUGUCCUGGAUUCAGGGGAUGGUGUGAGUCACACUGUUCCUAUUUAUGAAGGGUAUGCCCUUCCACAUGCGAUCCUUCGUUUGGACUUGGCAGGACGUGACCUCACUGAUGGCUUGAUGAAGAUCCUUACAGAACGUGGGUAUUCUUUCACUACUACAGCAGAGMGGGAAAUUGURAGAGACAUGAAGGAGAAGYUGGCYUACAUYGCCCUUGACUAYGARCARGAGCUYGARACWUCCAAGACUARUUCKGCUGUUGAGAAGAGUUACGAGCUKCCWGAUGGACAAGUKAUYACWAUUGGUGCUGAACGUUUCCGUUGCCCAGAGGUGUUGUUCCAGCCAUCCAUGAUAGGAAUGGAAGCAGCCGGUAUUCACGAGACUACAUAUAACUCCAUUAUGAAGUGUGAUGUUGAUAUUAGGAAAGACUUGUAUGGUAACAUCGUACUCAGUGGAGGUUCAACCAUGUUCCCCGGCAUUGCUGAUAGGAUGAGCAAGGAAAUUACUGCAUUAGCCCCAAGCAGCAUGAAGAUCAAGGUUGUGGCACCACCUGAGAGGAAGUACAGUGUCUGGAUUGGAGGGUCCAUCCUGGCAUCUUUGAGCACCUUCCAGCAGAUGUGGAUUGCCAAGGCCGAGUAUGAUGAGUCUGGACCAUCAAUCGUGCAUAGAAAAUGCUUCUGAUAUGUGCAUUUGGAUGUUGUUUUGAAGAUACGCAGUUUGCAACGUUUUCGUGUAACUUUGUUUUUCUAUGUCUAUUAUAUAUAUAUAAUGCUGUUUUGUCAAAGUUGGGUUAAUGCCAUCAAGAGAGCACAAACAUGAUUGCUGUAUGUUCUACAAUUCUUUUAUUUUAAUCCCAUAUUAGAAGCCAUUCCGAUUCCUUCA
Messenger RNA from Cynara cardunculus var. scolymus (artichoke), 1393 nucleotides. RefSeq names its product actin-97-like. The transcript is spliced from 5 exons. Gene Ontology annotation, cellular component: cytoplasm. NCBI's taxonomy places the organism in Eukaryota, Viridiplantae, Streptophyta, Magnoliopsida, Asterales, Asteraceae. Bases 59 to 1192 code for a protein of 377 amino acids. The record is from RefSeq and is a predicted model, not a curated record.